AUGAGAUGCCAACAGAUUCUCGACACUCUGGGGAAGAUGCGCCGAAUCAGAAAGGGCGAAUAUACACUGAAGACUCACAAUGUUACGUUCGACGAGGAUGUUACGAAGUUGCUUGACAUGCUUGGUGUUAAAGUGUUCCAUGGCUGCGUCGCCGGGCCGCGGUACAAAAACAUCGAAUCUUUCAGCUUUGAAGAUCUACGGUAUCACGUCAUGCUCUAUGAAAGAGGGCAGCGCAUGGAAGGAGUGCGUUUCGAGGAAGCUGACGCCAAUGCUGCGGAGACAUUCCUCAAGAAGUACCCAUCAAAGCUCACAGAGAAGGGGUUGCAGUUGCUUAGGGACGAAUUCUGCAACAAAGAAUUCGAAUACCACGGAGUAUACCAUAACAAUCGGUUCCUUACACUGACGUCCAACGACGACACGUUGUUCACGCUUAUGGCCGACGUCGUAUACGAACCUCACGGUUGCAUAUGGGAGGAGCUUGAGAGACCAGCUUACGUGGACGAAAGAUUUAAACCAUACAAGAUCGACCAGAGCCAAAUAAAACAGCCAACGCCAUUGUCUACACCUCGUAUGAGCCAUGACGCUACCGCCAACAUCACCACGCGCCCGUUACAACCAAAAGUACCCAUUGUCGCUGUACUCAAGAACCAGGCUCGUCUGUGUCCCAAAACGCACGAGGGAAAUUGUAGCGUGAGCUGCAUGAAUAAAACUAAGCAAGAUGCGAUUAAUGCCAACGAAGCCGGGCUUCCCGACGACGCUGCUGCGCGUCAAAAUAUGACGGCAGGGUCUGAUAAAGCGGCAAAUUCCGCAGCCUCAAAAGAGGGUGCUGUCCCUGAAAUGCAGCAGCAUUCUAUUGAACAGAACCAGGGUGACGCCGAAAAGGGCGGCGAAACCGUUGCGGAUACCAGAGAAAGGCGCAACCAAACUAGAUGUGGCUGUCUAGGGAUUAGUCUACUUAAAAUUCUCCGGGGCAAGCGAAAUUCGAUGAAUCCGUCGUAG
Babesia ovata is the source of this 999-nucleotide messenger RNA. RefSeq lists its product as uncharacterized. Gene Ontology annotation, biological process: protein K48-linked deubiquitination. Bases 1 to 999 code for a protein of 332 amino acids. The record is from RefSeq and is a predicted model, not a curated record. Gene Ontology annotation, molecular function: K48-linked deubiquitinase activity; cysteine-type carboxypeptidase activity; cysteine-type deubiquitinase activity. NCBI's taxonomy places the organism in Eukaryota, Apicomplexa, Aconoidasida, Piroplasmida, Babesiidae. The transcript has a single exon. Gene Ontology annotation, cellular component: cytosol; cell periphery.